Molecule: messenger RNA, 1317 nt
Organism: Pestalotiopsis fici W106-1
Lineage: Eukaryota; Fungi; Ascomycota; Sordariomycetes; Amphisphaeriales; Sporocadaceae
Product: Enolase
Exons: 3
Coding region: 1-1317 (438 amino acids)
Biological process (GO): glycolytic process
Cellular component (GO): phosphopyruvate hydratase complex
Molecular function (GO): magnesium ion binding; phosphopyruvate hydratase activity
Source: RefSeq, a predicted model, not a curated record
AUGGCGAUCAAGAAGAUUCACGCUCGUUCCGUCUACGACUCCCGUGGCAACCCCACUGUCGAGGUCGACGUCGUCACUGAGACUGGCCUCCACCGUGCCAUCGUCCCCUCGGGUGCCUCCACCGGUCAGCACGAGGCUUGCGAGCUCCGUGACGGUGACAAGUCCAAGUGGGCCGGUAAGGGUGUCACCAAGGCCGUUGAGAACGUCAACUCGGUCAUUGCCCCCGCCAUCAUCAAGGAGGACAUCGACGUCAAGGACCAGAGCAAGGUUGACAAGUUCCUCAUUGACCUCGAUGGAACCCCCAACAAGACCAAGCUUGGUGCCAACGCCAUCCUGGGUGUCUCCCUGGCCAUUGCCAAGGCUGGUGCCGCUGAGAAGGGUGUCCCUCUGUACGCCCACAUCUCCGACCUGGCUGGUACCAAGAAGCCCUACGUCCUGCCCGUUCCCUUCAUGAACGUCCUGAACGGUGGUUCCCACGCUGGUGGCCGCUUGGCCUUCCAGGAGUUCAUGAUCGUCCCUUCGGCUGCUCCUACCUUCACCGAGGCCAUGCGCCAGGGUGCCGAGGUCUACCAGACCCUCAAGUCUCUUGCCAAGAAGAAGUACGGCCAGUCUGCUGGCAACGUCGGUGACGAGGGUGGUGUUGCCCCCGAUAUCCAGACUGCCGAUGAGGCUCUCGAGCUCAUCACCGACGCCAUCGAGAAGGCUGGCUACACUGGCCAGAUCAAGAUCGCCAUGGAUGUUGCCUCCAGCGAGUUCUACAAGGUUGAGGAGAAGAAGUACGACCUGGACUUCAAGAACCCCGAGAGCGACCCCACCAAGUGGCUCACCUACGAGCAGCUGGCCGACCAGUACAAGCAGCUCGCCUCCAAGUACCCCAUUGUCUCCAUUGAGGACCCCUUCGCUGAGGAUGACUGGGAGGCCUGGAGCUACUUCUACAAGACCUCUGACUUCCAGAUUGUUGGUGAUGACCUGACUGUCACCAACCCCAUCCGCAUCAAGCGCGCCAUUGAGCAGAAGGCCGCCAACUCCCUCUUGCUCAAGGUCAACCAGAUCGGUACUCUGACCGAGUCGAUCCAGGCCGCCAAGGACUCGUACGCCGGUGGCUGGGGCGUCAUGGUGUCCCACCGCUCUGGUGAGACCGAGGAUGUCACCAUUGCCGACAUCGUGGUUGGUAUCCGAGCUGGCCAGAUCAAGACUGGUGCCCCGGCCCGUUCCGAGCGUCUGGCCAAGCUCAACCAGAUCCUGCGCAUUGAGGAGGAGCUGGGCGACAACGCCGUCUAUGCCGGUGACAACUUCCGCACCGCUGUGAACCUGUAA